AUGAAUCACGAACAAGUGCAGCACCAACUGGCCGAGGCGUCCGACACGCUCGACUCACUCCAUGAGCGACUGCAACUGGCGCUGAAGCAGAGCUCGGUCGAUGUCAUUCGCAAGGCGCGCGAGACGACAUCGCAGCGGCUUGAGCAGGAGCGGGAGCGGCACUCCAACCCGACUCGCAGCGCCGCUCCUCUGCACCCGAGUGGGCAGCCAGUCGCACACAGGCCACCAAGUCAUAACAGCAGCAGCAGCAGCAGUGGCUGUGGCUGUGGCUGGACCGGUCUCGUCCUCGGAGCAGCCGUCAUUGCUGGCGUUGUGGCGUACUACGCUGCUCUCGUCACUGUCGAAGAGCGCACCGUGGUCCCCAUCUAA
This is a messenger RNA of Capsaspora owczarzaki ATCC 30864, 369 nucleotides long. RefSeq lists its product as hypothetical. Bases 1 to 369 code for a protein of 122 amino acids. The record is from RefSeq and is a predicted model, not a curated record. Lineage: Eukaryota; Filasterea; Ministeriida; Capsasporidae. The transcript has a single exon.